Molecule: messenger RNA, 2135 nt
Organism: Phyllopteryx taeniolatus (common seadragon)
Lineage: Eukaryota; Metazoa; Chordata; Actinopteri; Syngnathiformes; Syngnathidae
Gene: ece2a
Product: endothelin converting enzyme 2a
Exons: 3
Molecular function (GO): S-adenosylmethionine-dependent methyltransferase activity
Source: RefSeq, a predicted model, not a curated record
UUUAAAUUGAAUCAUUCACCAGUUUUUUUAUUCCUAUAUUUGAGUGUGAUUUGACAGAAAGUAUUCGUUUUAGCGAGUGCUCCUGAAAGCACCACAACAGUGCGGAGGGGACACAGCUACGCCCACUCAAGACGAGAGCACUGGAUCGCCAAAGAAACCUGUCACCCAAACACCUCCUCACAAAACAUUUUGUGAUUUUUAAGCUUUCCCAUCACUAAUCAAACCACUCAAGGGUGAGCCUACAAUUCCCAGAAGCCCUCGCCAAUCCGGCUCCAGUCGUUCGUUGCUAGCGUUGUCCAUUUGAGAAGAGCGUACACGUCGAUGUAAGGACUAGAGAGAAGUCGUGGAAACAGACGUUCUAUCGACUUGACAAGUUGUGGGAACAGCAGUAUGAGCGGUGACAAGUACAACACCUGCUGCAUCACCAACAUCGACUACUCCUCAGUGUGCAUCAGCACCAUGAGCGCCAGGUACGCCGACUGUCCCGGAAUGAGCUGGCGACAGAUGGACGUGCGCCAGCUCGCCUUCCCCGAUGCGUCCUAGAACGUUGUUUUAGAGAAGCCCACGCUGGAUGCUAUCAUGGUAGAGGAGAAGAGCCCCUGGGAAGUGUCCACUCAGACUGCCCGUUUCAUUCACAGGGCGCUCAGAGAGAUCAGCCGCUGCUUGAAGCCCAGAGGACUUUUGGUUUCGGUGACCUUUGCCCAGGCCUUCUUCAGAAAGCACCUGUACGCACGCAGCGAGUACAACUGGUCCAUCCAACAGUACAGUUACGGCGACGGCUUUGAGUAUUUCGUGUAUGCUAUGACCAAAGGAAAGGCGCUCAGCGCGGAAGAUGCAGCUCUGGAAAAGAAGCUAGCAGCAAAUCUCAACCUGCACAAAUCAUCACAACAAUAAACUGUGAUCACGAAGACUUCCUGUCUCAGAUUGACUUAUAGUGGGACAAUAAUUAUAUAAAUACUGAAUCUGCUACCUCUUAGGUUGGCAUUGUUAUUUUAACUAAGCCUUUAAAUUUGAAGAAUUACCUCUAUCAUACAGUUUAACCUCUCCUUUUUUAAGAACUGAUUUUGCAAUAGAUAGAGUAUAUUUUAGCAUUUUUAAAAUAUUUCUAGGACACAUUUUAUGUACCUCUAUUCUUUGAUACCAGUGUUUCCCAAGCUUUGUUGAGCCAUGGCACACCACCAAACAAAAAUCAAAAUCACAAAGUAAACUAUACGAUACUGAAAUAGUUAUGAUUUGGUCUUCAUUUACUCUCAGAUUUACUGAGUAUAAAAUCUGGCCCUUUUUAGUUGAACAUAAAAUAUUCUGUUGUAUAAAAGGCAAAAGGUUAGGUCAAUUGUACUUUCUGGAAGAGCAUUUAAUUUUUCUGCCCGUCACUAUAUGUCACCAGCAUAGAUGAACAAAGAUAACAUUAUUUUGAGUAAAUAAAUAAUCAUUUUUCUGCAAAUAUUGAAAAAAGUCAAAUUCGAUCAUUUCCCAUGACACACAUUCGCUAUUCACAAUUUGCCUGUUGGCAUUUAUGUGCUCUGCCUGAAAUGGCUGAAAAUGUCACAAGAUGGUGCCAAAGCCUUGUCUAAAUAAGAAAACAGUACAGUAAUUGGUCCAACCAAGUAUGUUGAAGUGAUAUACUGUACAGUAGAACCUGGAUAGAACGGACAAAUCGGGAUGUUGUCCAAUAUAGCCGAUUGUCCGUAACAUUGAAGCACUUUUUUUUUUAGGCCAUAUGCAUCUAUAUUACUGUACAGUCCAAAAUUUUUGCUUUUGUGGCCUAAAACGCCCAGUACAGUACAAAGUUAUUGUAAAUAAAUAUCUAAAAAAGCUUGAAAAUGUUUGAAAGUUUCGCUUUUUAUCCGAACUUCACGUCAUGGUGACAUUGUUGACGUACAGUACUCAUCGUAGGCGAGUCACUUUCAUGAGCUGCGGGGAAUUAGUGUGCUUCCUAGUUCUAAAUCUGUUGCCAAAGGCGAAUGGGUUGACAAAAAAACAAAACUGUCACUAUAUCCAAAAUAGCAUGUUCCAGAGUCCAAAGACUGUUUUGUACUCCUCAGCGUUAGCGCUGCAUGCAUGCUGCUCUCUUUCUACUCUAUGUACAAUAAACAAUAGAUAUCGUCACAUAUAUAUGGCCUAUAUGGCAUGUA